AUGACAUUCUUCAUGAGAACAGCUCUCAUUACUGCCGGGCUAUCAACCCGUCUCGUGCUUGCUACUCCACGAAACGUUCCCCCUAAGAUCUCAGGCGACGUUCAGGUCCUAGGCCACACCUACGAUUCCGGCUUUGGACAGCCAAAUACAUCGAACCCCAACGACCCUGGAUUCUACUCCGAUGGAGGGGCAGGUGGUCUGGUCAACGGCUACCACAUGCUUACCCUCAGUGAUGCCAGGGACAGCCCGACCAACAUCACCAUAUUAGGAGACUACAAGGCCGAUCCUCACUGGUUCUUUGAAGGCAAUGGUGCCGGCCAAGGCGUAGUCCGAUCGAAUCCAUCUGAUGCCUGUCAGAACGAGAACUUUGGUCCGGCGCCUAAUACGAUGAUGGUACCGUUGGAGGAAGGCAGCACUACUGGACUCAACGUUUGGAGCAUCUACUGUGGGACCGUGCAAUAUAAUACUCUCAUUGAAUGGGAUGCCACAGAUCUCGCGGGUCGUGUUGCCAACAACGAAAAUAUUCCAAACACUAGAACAGUGGAUCGUCUAUUCAACGUGAGAGACCCAGCCGUCUCGAUAAUAUUCGACACGUUCGCUGACCAGCACCAGGCUUCUCAGCCACUGUAUGGCACAGACGGUUUUGCGAUCGACGACAAAUACAUCUACCUCGUCGCCCGCAACGAUGCCGACUUCAAAAUUGCUCGUGUUGAGAAGGACAAGCGAACAGAUAUCAGCCAGUACAAGUACUACUACCCGACUGCAGCUCAAUGGAACGAAACGAUCCCAGCCCCUGAAGACUCGUCCCCAGACGUCAACUUCUUCAUCGGCACGGAUCCCGGCAACGGUGUGCAAUUCGGCUCAGAUCUCUUCUUCUCGCCGUACUUCAAUACAUGGUUGCUCUCGUACUCGAGCGCUGCUUACGUCGGACUCUACAACUUAGCGUAUUCCUCGACCGGGAAUGUCGAAGGGCCUUAUGAAGAUCUCUCCGGGUUCUACGCCCCACAAUUGGACGACGCAUGCAUGCAAGAGAGUCCAGGCCACUUGCCUCAGCAGGGCUAUGCUCCUCCGGUCGUCUAUCUCAUGCACUCACAUCCUGGGUAUGAUGCGAGCGGCAAGACGCUGGUUGUUGGGUGGAUCAGCUGCAAUGCAGUUACGAACUUUGCGAGGAUCACGUUUCAGUAG
Molecule: messenger RNA, 1185 nt
Organism: Zasmidium cellare ATCC 36951
Lineage: Eukaryota; Fungi; Ascomycota; Dothideomycetes; Mycosphaerellales; Mycosphaerellaceae
Exons: 3
Coding region: 1-1185 (394 amino acids)
Source: RefSeq, a predicted model, not a curated record